Messenger RNA from Ooceraea biroi (clonal raider ant), 901 nucleotides. RefSeq lists its product as uncharacterized. NCBI's taxonomy places the organism in Eukaryota, Metazoa, Arthropoda, Insecta, Hymenoptera, Formicidae. The record is from RefSeq and is a predicted model, not a curated record.
GUCCUGGAGGCAUCUUAGUGCAGCCGGCAUUGUAAAUUGGCUUAUUAUAGUAUCGGCAUACUAAGACGACUAAACAACGACUAACAAAAUAAAAACGGAUAAGGCGAUCAGGUUAUUUUAAAAUUUCAUAGCAAUAGACAUUUGAAGAAUAAUUAAAAACUAUCUUGCGCAAAUAUCAACAUUAGUGUUCACAAUGUCGAAAGCGAUCAACUAUGUGUUAAUGUUCACCAUAUUAGAAAUUUAUAUUGCAAUAGGUUUAAUAUUCUUCUUACCAUCAUACACCGACGUAAAUACAAAGAUUAUUCGAGCAAUUGUAUUCACAGUAUCUGGGUGUUUCUUAUCGCUAUUUCUGCUUGGCAUGUAUCAUCAUUACCAGAAUGGAAACCACCGCAAGAAUAGUCGACGAAUAGUACGACGACAAUCAAGCCUAGAUGAUGCCAUAGCCGUUCGUGAGAUACAUACUAUAGACUAUAUGAUACCUAAUAGGCAUGCCAAGAAGAAUAAUGACGAGCAAGAUAAAAGUACAUGGCAUCCCAGAAGACGUACACUUGAUUAGCAAAUAUAACAUUAUUAUAGCAAUCUCCAGCCUUAUUUUAUAUGUAUUAGUGGAAAUAGUUCUUCCUUUUAUAAUGGCUGUGACAACAGCGAGUUGCUUACUAAAUGAAUGCGUUUGCAUAUAUAUAUUUAGCAUACUUAGAAGAUAAAGAAUUCUUAAUAAAAUCAGACAUGCAUAAUGAUAUAAUAUAAUAUAAGCACUCGGCCACGACUGUUAAUAUAAUAUAAUAUAUUAUACUCAUAAGCGUAUAUUAUAAACAUGACUUUAUGAUGCAUUAUUAUUACAUAUUACGUAUAAUAUAACAUGAUAUAUACAGGGUGUCCGGGUUUUAACCGACAAACUGCG